Molecule: messenger RNA, 2334 nt
Organism: Cyclospora cayetanensis
Lineage: Eukaryota; Apicomplexa; Conoidasida; Eucoccidiorida; Eimeriidae
Product: serine/threonine-protein phosphatase 2A 65 kDa regulatory subunit A beta isoform
Exons: 11
Coding region: 1-2334 (777 amino acids)
Biological process (GO): protein dephosphorylation
Cellular component (GO): cytoplasm; protein phosphatase type 2A complex
Molecular function (GO): protein phosphatase regulator activity; protein binding
Source: RefSeq, a predicted model, not a curated record
AUGGCGGAUUUUCUCGACUUCUUUCGCUCCGAAGUCGUGGGGGACAGAGGAGCUCCUGGAGCUUCCACGCAGCAACAAGUGGAGGCAUUAAACCGCGUUAGUUUGCUGUGCAAGGUGCUAGGCCCUUCCAAGACACGCCAGCUGCUCAUUCCUCUCUUCCUGGAUCUGCAACAGCAAGUCAAAGACAGAGACGAGCUGCUCUGCCUGUUUGCUGUGCAGUGGAGGACUGUUGCCUCCACGGCUGCUGCGGAUGAUACUGCAACAGCGCACGAGAAACAAGUGGCUCUCGCUCAGUGCGCGGAUGCCCUUGCCGUUCUCGCAGCGGCAGAAGAAAAGUGUAUUCGACAUGAAGCUGUGGCAUCGCUCCUCUCCCUCCCCUCCCUCCUCUCCCCACCUCACAGAAAGGCCUUUGUGCAGCAGCGGCUGCUGCCUAUCUCCAAGGCUCUAGCCGCCAACGAAGCAUGUCUCUUUGCUCGCUGCGCAGCCGCCCGCCUCUUACCUCACCUCCUGUGCCACUCAGAACCUCGAUCACCUGCCGAGAGCCUUCCGAGGGAGGGAGACAUGUCGCCAGAGAAACAACACCCGCCGCAAAAAGAUGCAAGAGCAGCGCCCUCAGGAGCAGAGAUGUACAGAGAAUUCGACGAUGCUGCCGAUGCAGCUGAAAGCUUGACCACCAAGAGAAUCGAACAGCUGUUUGAGGCGCUUUGCGCCGAUGAAUCCUUGCUAGUCCGUCGCGAGGCACUGCAGCAGCUACCCGCACUGGUAGAGGGUUCAAGGGCAGCCAGGAUUGCCAGUGCGACAGCCACAACGGCAGGCAGCUCAGCAGACACUGCGACUGCUCCUGCAGAGGACGAGGCGCAGCUCGUCGCGUUGCGCAUUUUGAGAGAGGCCUUCGGGGAGACUUCGGAUUACCUUCGUGCUGCAGCAGCGGAGUCUGUCGUUGCGCUUGCGACUUCUUAUCCACCCCCCACGUCAUGCCUCGUGGGCUUGACUCCCUCUGCAUCCCCUAGAGGUCCUCACCUCCAACCUUCUUGCGAUUUGCCUGUGACUUCUACCCCUCCCGCCGGGGAACGCGAGAGCAACGGCGUCUUCAGCGUAGGCGAGUUGUUGUCGCUGUAUCUACGUUCUGCCUCUGAUCCUUCCUGGCGAGUCCGAUCUGUGGCAGCAAAAGAACUGUACUCCAUCGUUUCCUUCUCGCCACUCAACUUUGGGGAGAUCUACCCGUCCCUCUGUCUGCUCCUCCAAGACUCGGCAGUGCGCGAGGUGCGUCUAGCCGCCAUCAGCAGCCUAGCCAAGAUAACGCAAGUGCUACCGCAGGAAGAAACAACGCAGAAGCUCUUGCCAUUGGUUCAACAGCUCCUCCAAGGGGCCCUUCUCUCAGCAAAACCCCCCGCAGCAGACAGCUGGGAUACUUUGGGCCCUGCGCCGCCUCUAUUCCCACCUCCUCCUUCGCAUGCGGCUUCUAUUGCUGCGGCAAUCGACGCUGCACUGGCCGUGUGGCAGGCUGCAGAAUCAGUGGCAGCUGUUUCCAUUUCGCGAGAGGUUUUCAUGACGCUCCAGCAAGGAGACCUCGUAACUGCCGUGUGCAUUGCAAAGCGGCUCAACGACUUUUGUCGUCUCUACCAACCAAAAGCGAGCAGCAGCGGAGGCGCUCCAGCAGCAGAAGCGGCUCAAUUGGUAGAAGCACUCUGCGAAUUCCGUCGAGGGGUUGGGCAGACCGGGGAUUGGCGUCUGCGCUUGGAGAUUGUCAAGCAAAUGCCAGCUGUUGCACAAACGCUUGGAGUCAAGUUCUUCAUUUCGUCUUUGUCUCCAUUCCUCUUUGACUCUUUCUGCGAUCCAAUCCACCAAGUUAGAGAGGCAGCCGUUGAUGCCUGCGAGGAAUUAAUUCCAGCUGUGGGUUACCGCUGGGCUGUGGAGUCUCUCCUACCGCGUCUCGUGCGUUCUUUUGAGGGGUGCGUCCCUUCCCAAGAUUCAAGAGGGGCCCUCCAGGAUUUUGGAGGUUCCCAAGGACUGCAUGGCGAUGCAAACACAACUGCGUCUCCCUAUCUUCGCCGCAUCGUUGUGCAGCACACACUGCCAAAGCUCGCUGCUGCGCUGCCGCUCGAUAUCUCUGUGAAGCACGUCGUGCCCCUUUUGCUUGAGGGUCUUCAGGACGCUGUUCCCAACGUCCGCCUCACUGCGGCAGAAAUGCUUCGCAUCAUCGCCAAACAAAAAACGCUGCCCCCCCAAACUCUCGCCGACCCCUUAGAGGUUUUGUCUGCUGACGAAGAUGUUGACGUCCGUUUCUCCGCCAAGUUGGCGCUGGCUGCGUGUCGUGCUGCCUCUGCCGCUUGA